Messenger RNA from Kwoniella botswanensis, 2010 nucleotides. RefSeq lists its product as uncharacterized. Gene Ontology annotation, biological process: protein dephosphorylation. Lineage: Eukaryota; Fungi; Basidiomycota; Tremellomycetes; Tremellales; Cryptococcaceae. The record is from RefSeq and is a predicted model, not a curated record. Gene Ontology annotation, molecular function: protein serine/threonine phosphatase activity. Bases 1 to 2010 code for a protein of 669 amino acids. The transcript is spliced from 4 exons.
AUGUCCAAGCCUAAACCUGGGUUAGGUAAAGGAUUAGUUCGUAAUCUGACUGUAUCCCAAUAUCAUCAUCCUUCAUCUGGUAUAAUAACCUUGGCACCGGUCAUCGGUCAACAUGGCCAUUCAUAUUCCACUCGUUCGUCUUCAAGCCAUAAUAGUUCUGGUCCAAUAACAUCAAGUAAGAAUGGGUGGCCAAACAACCCUUCUCCCUCGAUAUCAUUAUUACCCACAUGGGAUCAACCCAGUGAUAUCGUCACCUCGUACCAAUCGUCCUCCUCAUCUUCUAAUCGAAUACGAUUAAAGACUACCAACACGAAUCAGUAUACUCACCAAUCCCGACGAUACUCUUCAUUAUCCAUCUCCCCCUCGGCAUUCCUCACAUCACCUAUCCCACCCUCAUUAUUCUUUGACAAAUCGCUCUCUUUUCAAUCUCCACCUUCAUACACCUCACCUGCUCAGAUAAGCUUGGAAGCACUCCUCACAUCCCUGGAAUCAUCUUCGUCCUUCAGCUCAAAUCCAAAUUAUGGCCCAGGCAACACGUUCGAUAACCUACCUCCUGAUCCGCCUUCUUCCGCUUCCACAUCAAGGGGCAAUAGUCCUAAUCAACCUCUUAAAACUCUCAGAUCCGUCGAAUCACAUACCGUUCUCUCUCCUAGUCCUCUACCAAUCUCAUCAGACUCCAACGACUCUUCAUCCUCUCUAUCAUUCUCUUCAAACUCCUUAUUGGGCCUUAACGAACAUUCGUCAAAUACUUCAUAUGACUAUCCUCUAAAUAAUGAGAAUGAAGAGGAAAUCUUACCAUCUACGUACUCUUCGACACUGAUAUUUCAUCUAGGAUGUUCAGGCCUUGCCAAAGAGAGAUUACCUAUCCCAUCGUCAAGUAGGAGAUCUCGUCCUCCUACCCCACCCCGUCAGAGAUCAUACCCUUUACCCCCUGUUGAUCCGCCGACAGUACUCAAGUCGAUAGGCGUAGGUGAAGAUGCGUACUUUGCGAGGUCGGAUGGACUCUGCAUAGCGGAUGGAGUAGGAGGAUGGUCAAGGGCCGCUUCGUCGGGUGAGAAAAAGGCUGAUCCAGGUAGAUGGAGUAGGUUGUUGACGCAUUUCGUAGAAGAGGAAGUGAAUGACUGGUGGGUUGGGAAGGAGUACUACCUCUUACCGAGAGAGAUGGGGAAUGAAAAGGGUAAUGACAAAGAUAGAAAUCAGAAAUCAACACAGAAACAGCAAGGAUGGGCUAGGGAAUCUUGGGAAAAUAAAUUGGGUGGUAGCAUGAAGAUGUCGUCUUCGGCUUCGAUAUCAACCGCUCCAUCUUCAACAAGUCCGGGGUCUAUCAAUGGGAAAGUGAAAAGUCUCAAAAGAGAAAGAGAGAGAAGACCUAUAGAUCCCGUUGAGAUCAUGCAAAGGGGAUUUGAGAAGUGCCUAUCAUGUAUAAAUGACGAGGGUAUUCACGGAUCAUCAACCUGUUUACUCGCUUUACUCCAUAAUUCCACUUUGCACAUUGCCAAUCUCGGUGAUUGUUGUUUGCUGUUGAUCAGGAAAGGUGAAGUGGUAUUCAGGACUCAGGAGAUGCAACAUGCUUUCAACUUCCCUUUACAGGUCGGUACACAUAGUCGUGAUGAGCCUAUGAAAGAUGCCCAGCGGUACGAUGUAUCAGUGAAAAAGGGGGAUGUGGUGAUACUGGGAAGUGACGGGCUGAUGGAUAAUCUUUUCGACGAAGAGAUAUUGGAAAUAGUCUUACAAUACACCUCAUCUUCUAAGAACGAUCAACCACCUGCCACCUCUACCACGUCUUUUCCCCCGUUCUCGCCUCAACAGAUAUCUGAGGCAUUAUGUCGACGAGCACGAUCCGUUUCCGAAUUGGUGACAGCCACUACCCCCUUUAUGUGCAAAGCGAUAGAAGAAGGUAUAGAUUUCGUUGGUGGGAAGAAAGAUGACAUUAGCGUUUUGGUGGGUGUCAUAGGUGAUAGAGAGAAAGAGGGUUCCGAAGGGAACGGGGAAUUGAAAUUGCAUUUAUAA